Molecule: messenger RNA, 1851 nt
Organism: Osmia lignaria (orchard mason bee)
Lineage: Eukaryota; Metazoa; Arthropoda; Insecta; Hymenoptera; Megachilidae
Gene: CPR5
Product: cuticular protein 5
Cellular component (GO): extracellular matrix
Source: RefSeq, a predicted model, not a curated record
GGUGGGGUGGAAGGUGUCACCGAAGAAUAGUCGAGGGUGGGGUCAACCGAUGGCAAUUGGUAUAAAAUCCACGCUACCGAAAUGCUACGGUACGCAGUUGUUGGAGAAGAACCAUCGGAACGGUAUUCACUUAAUCAUCACAAUGGAUUGCAAAAUUAUCGGUGUUUUGGUCGCUUUCCUAACUGUCGCCCGUGCAGGAAUAAUUGGGUCAAGCGCGGGACUAAUUGCUCCCGGCGCAGCAACCGUGGCAGCACUUCCACAGGCUGCGGUCGUUCGAACCGAAAAUUUCGACCCAAAUCCCCAGUACAGUUUCAGCUACAGCGUUGCCGACGGUCUUACCGGUGAUAACAAGGCGCAAGAGGAAACUCGUAAUGGCGACGUGGUACAGGGUAGUUACAGUUUAAUCGAGCCCGAUGGUUCCCGUCGCGUGGUUUCUUACGCUGCCGAUCCCAUCAACGGUUUCAACGCGAUCGUACAAAAGGACCCUAGCAUCACGGUAAAGACAGCCGUUGCCGCGGCACCAGUCGCAACCGCCGCAGCAGUGCGUCCUGUCGUUGCAUCCCCUGUACUCGGACGCCAAUCGGUUAUCGCUGCGGCCUCUCCUGGUGCCACAGUCGCUGUCCGCCCUCAGGCUACGCUGUUAGGUGGACAAGCUUUAUUGAGACAACCGCUGCUGACUGGUCAAGCCCUGACGACGGCUAAUUUGGUGGCCGGUAACGCGGGACUGGUUGGACUCGGUUUGGGACUUGGACUGAGACAAGGAUCUCUGUACGGUACGCAGGCUCUGCUCGCUGGAGCCUACGGGGCCGGUGGCAUCGUUAAAGUUCACUAAAUAACCGAACGAGACGCAACUUGACUCGGCAGCUCGUUUCAAACCGACUCGGCGCCACUGUUUUGUUUCUCUGAACUUUGCUCCGCUUUGUUCCCUGUAUACGCUGUACGUCAGCAAGCACGAAACACGCUUCGAAAUUCGUAUGUAUCGUUUGAGCGCGUCCGAAUUACGCGUACUAUUUUUCUCUCUCUCGUUUAAUGCUUCCUCUAUCUCUGAUAUUUGGUCAGUUCGAUUUUAAUUAUCCGCCGGCAAUUAGACGGUUCACGCUAUUAUUAUGUAUUUUUAAUUCGUUGAAAUUCUUCGACCGUGAUACUAUUCGUCGAUAACGCGUUGAUCGUAUCUAUUGGUAAUGUCGUACAAAUCUUUGUUUUUCGAUCGAACGUAUAAAACGAAAAAUUGUCAUGCCAAAAUGAUCACCGAUCAAUACCUUCCGAGUCAGAGAAAAUAAACGAUCUACGGUCAUCUAGCAUUACAACGAACUCGUUGACCAUGCACAACGCACCACCAAUCACGAACCACCCACCACGCAUCACGCGACCGCAUCGAUUUCGUUUACUCGCUUUUUUUCAUGUAUUAUGACGUACAAAGGGCAAAGCCGAGAUUAUAUCGAUAUAAAUAUAGAUAUAGAUAUAGAUUGUAGGUAUAUAUACAUAUACGUAUAUGUAUAUGUAUCUAUAAGUAAUGGCGUAUUCGCGCAUGCAUUCUGUGACAUGAGAUAUUUACACGUAACAUAAUAACAUUACAUUCUCCAUGGAUCACGGGUUUUUCGUGAUUUUCAUUCGUCCGUCAUUUACGUAAAUCUCCAAAGAUGGAAAUUGUGUAUGCGAGAUUGAAGCGACGAAACGUACGCGUUACUUUAGUUUACAACAUUUAGAUAUUUAAUUAACUUGGCGCUGCCAAUUUCUAUCAGAUAUAUAAGUUUAUUUACCAGCCCUUUCCCUCGUCCGCCUUUAUCCCUUUCUUUUGUAAACAAAAGUACCGUUAUUGGAUGAGAAAAUAAAUCUAUUAUUUAGCAACUG